Thalassophryne amazonica is the source of this 1976-nucleotide messenger RNA. Its product is annotated as zinc finger protein with KRAB and SCAN domains 1-like. Gene Ontology annotation, biological process: regulation of transcription by RNA polymerase II. The transcript is spliced from 2 exons. NCBI's taxonomy places the organism in Eukaryota, Metazoa, Chordata, Actinopteri, Batrachoidiformes, Batrachoididae. Bases 87 to 1187 code for a protein of 366 amino acids. The record is from RefSeq and is a predicted model, not a curated record. Gene Ontology annotation, molecular function: DNA-binding transcription factor activity; RNA polymerase II cis-regulatory region sequence-specific DNA binding.
AUCACGUGAUUGGUGUAGCGUCUUUUUUGGUCCAUUUUGGACGAUAGCGGCAGAGCUCCGUGCAACCUAAAAUAAAAAACAAAAAUAUGACUAAACUACAAUUUUUAAAUGUGUUUUUGACUGAGCGUCUCAUGCUAGCUGCGCAGGAGAUCUACAAAUCAGUUGAGGACACGAUCUUGGAGUACCAGGAGGAGAUAGCGAUCAGAGAGCGGGAGAACGAUCAUCUGAGACGCAGACUCCGAGACGCUGGCAUUGAAAUAUGGCCAGAUCGUCCCUCGAUGGCACUUUUGGAUGAGGAGGAUGGUGAGCAUCCACGCCGUGAAUGGAGUCCCAGCAUGGGCCAUGAAGAGCGUAUCCCUCUUCAGAUUAAGGAUAAACGAGAUAUGAGGGUCAAUCAGGGAGGUGACCAUCUUCGGGGCCAUGGGUCUUGCAGCACAUCGGAAAACAUGUUCACUCCCCCCCGUGUUACAAAUGAAUAUCCCCAGGAUGCCCCACACACAUCUAACCUUCCCCAGAACCAAGGUGUGGAGAACAGGGACCGGGAUCCUGGUUCUCGUGGACCCCCAAGGCACGUGAAGGCAGAAAACGCAGAAGGUCACAGAGGCUCGACUUCCUCAAACAGCGGCACACAGCCUCUUGCACCAGUUAACCCAAACUGCUCAAAUGAGAAUAACAUUGACAUUAUUGGUGUGGAGAAUGGAGGGCAGUUGGUUGGUGCUAAGGGGGCAGGAAAUACAGCCAACAGAGGGCAGGCUCCCCACAUACGCAACCAAGGAACCAAUUCCGUGGACUGUCCCCAUCAAAAGUCACCCCUGCAAGGACAUAUGGCAUCAUUCUGUUGUAAGGUUUGCGGUGAGGCUUUUAGUCACAUCGGUCACUUGCACGUGCAUGUACAGGUGCACACUCGGGAGAAACCUUACCGCUGUGGCGUGUGCGGUAAAUGCUGCAGCUCCUCUGGCAGACUUCAGGAGCACCAGCGCAGCCACACAGGAGAAAAACCAUUCCGCUGUCAGAUAUGCGGAAAGGGCUUCACACAGAUGGCUCACCUGAAGGUACACAUGAGGAUCCACACGGGGGAGAAGCCGUACAGCUGCCCGAUGUGUGGCAAGUGUUUCAGUCGGUCUGAUAAAAUCAAAAGGCAUCUGCAGACCCACAGCCGUGAGGGGACUUUUUUUUCAGGGCAAUGACGCCAGGGUGCUGUUGAACAACCCACUUUGUGAAUCUUAACGUGGGCAACUUUUUACAAUGCUGCCGUUAUGCCGAGGACCACCACCCCCCCACCCCCCGUUUCCAAGAUUUGUGGAGUCUACAACUCAAUAGAUUAUUUUUCCUUUUACGAAUCUCCAGACCACAGUCACUCAGUAGACUUUAUUAGCCAGUGUAAUAUGUUUUUAGUAUUUUUCUUUCUCAAACAAUAUUGUCUGACACUCUUUAUAAGUUAUUAGCUUUUCCGAGUUACGUAGGCUUUCUUUAUUCUGUGGACGAUGGAUCUCAGUCAUCAAAACGUUUUCUCUCUGGUAAUUGAGUCUUUGGUCUUCAAGACAUUUUGCCACUCACCCAGGUGGCUUGUUCAGUUUCUUUAGUCAUGUAAUUAGCAUGACAAAGUCUUCCACACAUGCCUUGAAACUGAAAUGCGUAAAAAAAAAAAAAUGCAUCAAUGUUCAGCACAGUCAUAGUUUAUUUUCCACCAGCCACCUCAGAUGUCUGUGAACACUUUAAAUUAACAUUUUGUUGCCUCAUUCUACACCUAGUAUUUAGGUUCCUAAAAAUAAUGGUUAUGGUGUAAGGGUAAAAUAUGGUUUUACUUAGAGAACUAGAAGCUUUAUUACCUAACAAAACCAGUGUUUUAUCAUGCCAAGUCAAACAGACAGUUUAUUUUUGCUUUUGUAAUCUAUUAACAUUAAUGUGUCUAAUAUGGGUUCUGACAUAAUUUAGACAUGCCUGAUUUGAAAAGUUUAUUUUUGUUUUUCCACAGU